AUGUCUUCUGCUCAUGAUGCCACCACCAAGAUCUCCAUUGACAAGUUCGACGGCGACAACUACGCGACAUGGAGCCGGUACAUGCGUGGCGUGUUCCUGACCAAGUCGACGUGGCACGUGGUCAACCGGGAGACGUCGCCGACCUACGCGGACGAUCGCGCCAUGGAGGACUACGUCAAGUCCAGCAACGUCGCUUUCGGCCUUAUGCUUUUGCAUAUGGACGCGGACUACCAUCACAUCGUCGAUGACUGUGAAGAGGCGUGGGUCGCGUGGGCGCGUUUGGAGACGCUGUACGGCGGAUCGCAGAAGGCUGGACGCAUCUACUUGAAGCGCCAGCUGUUCAGCAUGGAGAUGGCGGAAGGCGGCAAUGUGAUGCAUCAUUGCAACGAAGUCCUCAACCUCAGCGCGAAGCUCAGCAGCACCGGCGCCAAGAUGGAGGACGAGGACAUGAGCAGCACGGAACUGCGAUCGCGAGACGUCGUGAGAGUGCUCACGAAUGAGCACAUCAAGAGGCAAGGUGACAAGACGACAUCGGUGAAGACUGAAGACGCGGCGAAGGCGUUCAGUGCCGAGCGUGAACCUCGCCAGUGUACAUGCUGCGGAAAAUUGGGGCACACGGCGGAGCGGUGCUGGACCAAGCAGAAGGACGAAAAUCAAGGUGGAGCUCGACGCGGCGGCAACAAUGCUCGUGGACGCGGAGCCAACAACGUUCAGUGGCGAAUCAACAGCAACUACGACGACAACUACGAUCGAGUUGCGUUCGCGGUUUCGCUGGAGGCUGGACUUUCGACGGGCAAGAAUAUGCCAGGGAUGUGGGCAGUCGACAGCGGUGCGACGCAUAACAUCUGCAGCGACAAGGCCAAGUUUGCAAGCCUGAAUGAGCGAGAGGAAGGCGAACUAUCAGUGGCUGAUGGCAGCAAGGCUGCGAUCAAGGGUGUGGGAACCAUCAUGGAACGGGUGGUUCUGUCCAAUGGUGACGAACGCGACAUUGAGAUCAAGGACGCAUUGUUCGUACCAAGUAUGAGCAAGAAUCUGCUUUCGGUGCCACAGAUCAACAAGGGUGGCAGGUUCCAAGUCGUGUUCGAUGGAUCCAAGAUGCAAGUGAAGCGCAAGAAUUCCACACAAGUUGUGGCAACAGCGGAUCUCGUCGAUGGACUUUACUGGCUGCGGACUCCUCAACGAUCGGCAAAUGCAGCAACACGCAAUGGGACUAUCGACUUGCAUGCGCGCAUGGGUCAUGCACCCCUCAAAGUUCUGCGCAAGAUGGCGGCCAUUGGCCCGCAGAUGUCGAAAUGCAGCAACUCGAACACACCAUAUUGGCGUUUGUCACGGUUGCCAGCAAGGAAAGAUGGUCCAAAAACCAUUCCCAACCAACCGUGA
This is a messenger RNA of Peronospora matthiolae, 1380 nucleotides long. The record is from the annotation of a GenBank genome assembly. Lineage: Eukaryota; Oomycota; Peronosporomycetes; Peronosporales; Peronosporaceae.